Messenger RNA from Dictyostelium purpureum, 648 nucleotides. RefSeq lists its product as uncharacterized. The coding region runs from base 1 to 648 and encodes 215 amino acids. NCBI's taxonomy places the organism in Eukaryota, Evosea, Eumycetozoa, Dictyosteliales, Dictyosteliaceae. The transcript is spliced from 2 exons. The record is from RefSeq and is a predicted model, not a curated record. Gene Ontology annotation, molecular function: acyltransferase activity, transferring groups other than amino-acyl groups.
AUGAAUUUAUUUCAAUUAAAAAGAGAACAUUUAAAAGAUAUUGUUAGAACAACAACAGAUUCAUUUUUAACAGAUCCUUAUUUCAAUUUUAUGUUUUACGAAUUAAAUGAAGCAGAAAAACAUGAAUUUAUUGCAAAUAUGGAAGAGGCAUUUGUAGAUCAAGUGGUCGAUUUUAAUGAAUGCUAUGCAUUAGACGAGUCAUUGUCAUCAGUAGCAUUAAUAUUACCACCCAUUGUUGGAUACCCAGAGGAGAAAUGGGACAAAUUCACAGAUAGACAAAGCGAAUUACUAAAAGAAAAAGGCUAUGAUAUAACAUUUGAAAGAAUAUUAAAAUUAGAAGAUUUUAUUUCUAUAAAGUUUGAAGAGUAUGAUGCAAUCAAUUCAUAUUAUUUAAUUACAUUAUCCACUGAUAAGAACUACAGAAACCAAGGUUUAGCAUCAAAAUUACUAAAAGAGUUAUUUAAAAAGUUUGAUAGAGAGGAAAGGAAGUGUUACAUCGAAUGUACAAACGAUAUAAAUAUUCAGUUUUAUAAGAAGCACGAUUUUAUUAUUUUAGGUAGUUUCAAAUUACCAAGUGUUGGUGAUGUACCAUCAGAUGAAAUACCAACAAUUACAUUUAUGGAAAGAAUACCCAAACCAAUUAAUUAA